Molecule: messenger RNA, 1327 nt
Organism: Notodromas monacha
Lineage: Eukaryota; Metazoa; Arthropoda; Ostracoda; Podocopida; Cyprididae
Source: the annotation of a GenBank genome assembly
UUUCCUUUUUACGACUAGGGAUCAGUUAUCAAAAUUCAUUCCGUGAAGGAAUCGGGAGACUGUUUCCCGCAUGUGAAGGUGAUAACCUGGCGACAAAUUCGGAUUAGCCCGACGUGUGCCCUGGAUUCGUGCGUCGCGGUUCCUGGGCAUUUUACUGUAAAGUGACACGGUGGAGCCGAGUAUGCCGUUGCCUUCACGUGCGCGAAUUUAUGCUGACGUGAACUCACACCGUCCCCGCGAGUAUUGGGAUUACGAGAGCCAUGUAAUCGAGUGGGGGCAACAAGAUGAUUAUCAGCUCGUUAGGAAGCUCGGCCGAGGAAAGUACAGUGAGGUGUUCGAAGCCAUAAACAUAACCAACAAUGACAAGUGUGUCGUUAAAAUUCUAAAGCCGGUGAAAAAGAAGAAAAUUAAACGUGAGAUCAAGAUCUUGGAGAACCUGCGUGGUGGCACAAACAUCAUAUCCCUGCAGGCUGUCGUCAAGGACCCGGUGUCUCGCACGCCUGCUGUGAUCUUUGAGCACGUGAACAACACGGACUUCAAGCAGCUGUAUCAAACUUUGACGGACUUCGACAUUCGGUACUACAUGUACGAACUUCUGAAGGCGCUUGACUACUGUCACAGCAUGGGUAUCAUGCACCGCGACGUAAAGCCCCAUAAUGUGAUGAUCGAUCACGAGAAUCGAAAACUGCGAUUGAUCGAUUGGGGCCUGGCCGAGUUCUACCAUCCAGGGCAGCAGUACAACGUCCGCGUGGCAUCGCGCUACUUCAAGGGACCCGAACUGCUCGUAGAUUAUCAAAUGUAUGAUUAUUCACUGGACAUGUGGUCACUGGGCUGCAUGUUCGCGAGCAUGAUCUUUCGGAAAGAGCCGUUUUUCCAUGGACACGAUAAUUACGACCAGCUCGUGCGGAUAGGUAAGGUUCUGGGCACGGAGGAACUGUAUGAGUACCUGGACAAGUAUCAGAUUGAGCUGGACCCAAGAUUCAAUGAUAUUCUUGGGAGGCAUUCACGAAAACGGUGGGAAAGAUUUCGACAUCCGGAAAACGAGCACCUUGUGAACGCGGAGUCAUUGGACUUUCUGGACAAGCUUUUGCGCUAUGACCACCAAGAGAGGCUCACUGCCCGGGAAGCCAUGGAGCAUCCCUAUUUUUAUCCUGUUGUAAGCAAGACGAGUGCAGCUCCAGCCAACCUGGUAUCGACAUUGUCAGGAGGAGUCGGUGGUGGUGGUGGAAUCAUGGCGGUGCCUGCUCUGGGUGGUGGGGGAGUCCCGGGAAUGGCAACGCCACAGUUGUUAGAUCAGCAGCAGCAGCAACAACAGAUGCCGUGCUGA